Messenger RNA from Suillus subalutaceus, 1654 nucleotides. Its product is annotated as polysaccharide lyase family 14 protein. The record is from RefSeq and is a predicted model, not a curated record. NCBI's taxonomy places the organism in Eukaryota, Fungi, Basidiomycota, Agaricomycetes, Boletales, Suillaceae. Bases 392 to 1237 code for a protein of 281 amino acids. The transcript has 4 exons.
AAUGAUGAAUGAUGUGUUUAUUUGGCCAACUACUAAUAGCCUCAACUAGUACGGGUAACAAGCACAGGUUUACUGGGUAUGGCAAUGCAGAUAGGUAUGCAAGUAAUAUCGAAAAAAAAUCAAACGUUGUCGCGAUGAACUUCGACAUGCACAUAGAGUCUAGACUUGCAGUUGCCAAGAAUCGCACCGCAGCCAAGGAUCGUGGUUGAAGAAGUGAUCACGUGAAUAUGGUCCAGGCGCGUGGUCCUGCAGGACCUGCACACUUCACCGUCAAGCUGGGCCUGCCCUCGGCGACCAAUCACCUUUGCUAGUGGUAACUAGUAAGUUGCUAACAACCCUCCUUUGUCCAAGCCGGAGCCGCCAAACAGAGGUUUAACUGUGAUCAUUUGACAUGCUCACUAUUCUGUUACUUACACUCUUUUUUCUCUGGUUAUUGGACACUCAUGUCUCAGCGGCUGACCAAAUUCCUCCCGCAUCGGUAGCUGCGUCCCUCUCGUUAACCACAAGUACCGUGAUACCCUUUCCUUCCGCUACUCAAAGUGCAUCCGAUGCAUCGUCGUUCAUUACAUCCCAGUGGUCAUUGAGCAAAGGGCACAUUCAGAAUGGUGGUAGCAACGUUGCCUUCGUGGACGAUCCCUUCCCCAACUCACCAGCUCCUGGUGCGACCGUGUCAAAUACUUCUGGGCCCGUCUUACAAGUAACCUAUGCUGCUGGUACCUACGGAAGUACAGAUUCUGGUGCUCAAUGGUACUCGCUUUGGAAUACAACAGAUGGAUCUCAAUUUCAGAGCAUGUUGCUCUCCUACGAGCUUGCAUUUGAUUCCAAUUUCAACUGGGUUCAAGGAGGAAAACUUCCUGGGCUCAGAGGCGGUCCCGAUGUCGAUGAUUGCUCUGGCGGAGCGGAACCAAAUGGCACUAAUUGUUUCAGCACCAGGAUCAUGUGGCGAACAAAUGCGCAAGGAGAAGUUUAUGCAUACAUGUUGACUCCCAACAACAUGUGUUCAGAUAGCAACUUCAUUUGCAACUCUGAUUACGGAGUAAGCAUCGGCCGAGGAUCAUUUGACUUCGAAACUGGACACUGGAGCCGUAUCACAAUUCUUGUGCAACUGAACAAUGAUUCUGUCGUUGCGAAUGGCAACGUUAUUUUAUACUUUAAUGACGUUCAAGCGCUAUCACAACAAAAUUUAUACUUCAGGACAGUCAACAAUUUCGCCAUCGGGGGAUUGUACUUCUCGUAAGUCGUGUUCUUCUGUGAAUCGCAAUGUACGGCUACCGACCUUAUGGAUAUGUAGGACGUUCUUUGGAGGUUGGUUUUGAGUAUACUUGUCAGAUUCCGAUUGGAGGAUAACUCUUUUUCACAGGGGACGACUCCAGCUGGGCAACACCGCAAACCGUUCAUACUUAUUAUCGCAAUAUACAGAUGUGGGGCAGCUCCUCUCCAUCUUUACUUUCUGGACAAACGGUCAAUGCUGCACUAUCCUCAUGUUGCAGGUUUGGAAGCAUGAUAUGGACGUUGGCUACGUCUGUUCUUCUUACUCUUUUCAUUUAUCUAUAAGCUCGGAUGACAUGUGGACACUUGCCCGCACGGACGUUUGUACAUCACAUCAUUUGUAUUAUCCUAUUUCUGUUAUAUUAUCUCGCUGUUACGUGCACUU